AAGAUUGGGACCAUACAAGACUGAAAAUGGUAUAAUUAUGGUAGGUCAAAGACUGGAGCAUUGGUUAAAACAAAAUUGGAAUCAAGAUAACUUUAUCCUGUUACCCAGGAAACAUUUGUUUACUAUACUUUAUAUUAGUCAUUUGCAUAAUAUAGAUCAUGCUGGAGUGGAUGUUACACUUAGUAAACUGCAGACAAAGUUCUGGGUUCCUUCAGCACGUAAAGUCAUCAGAGCAGUGAAACGUAAAUGUGUUACUUGUAGGAGAUUAGAUUACAAAGUUGAAGGUCAGUGCAUGGGUCAAGUCGCUACUGAAAGAAUAACUCCAUGUCCAGCUUUCUAUCACACUGCUACAGAUAUCUUUGGGCCAUUUCAAAUAAGAGACAAUGUGAAGAAAAGAACUACUGGUAAAGCUUAUGGUGUUAUAUUUAAUUGCAUGGUUACUCGUGCUGUAUAUAUUGAUGUUGUUGAUGGAUAUGAUACCCAUAGUUUCUUGAAGACUUUUAGACGUUUCACAGCUGUCCAUGGAUAUCCAGCUACUGUUCAUUCAGACUUAGGCUCUCAACUGGUAUCAGCUAGUAAGGAACUUCAAAUAGCUAUAAAUAACUGGAAUAUGUCUGAUAUUUCUGAAUUUGGAACAAAAGGGGGAUUAAAAUGGAUUUUCAACCGUUCAGCUGAUGCAGCAUGGCAAAAUGGUGUUAGUGAGUCCUUGAUCAAAUCUGUGAAAAGAUCCUUAGCCAUGAUAAUUGGAUCUACUCUGAUGACAUAUAGUGGUCUACAAACUAUAUUUUUUGAAAUAGCAAACCUCAUGAAUGAAAGGCCUAUUGGAUUAAAACCUGGUAUGGAUUUAGAAUUAGGAACUUACUUGUGCCCAAAUGAUUUGCUUUUAGGCAGGGCAAGUAAUCAUGCACCAUGUGGACCAUGGAAAGAUUCUUUCAAUACAAAGAGAAGGUUAGAUUAUAUACAAAAUGUUGUUAAUACAUUUUGGCGUAAAUGGCAAAGAGAUUAUUUCCCUACAUUAAUUGUUAGACAAAAAUGGCAUACUGAUAAAAGAAAUCUGCAGUCUGGUGAUAUUGUGUUGAUACAGGAUUCUAAUACAGUUAAAGGAAAAUGGAAAAUGGGACAAGUUGUAAAAGUAGAAAAGGGAAGAGACACUAAAGUUCGGGAUGUGAGUAUUAGAUAUAAAGUGCAGAAACCAGGUAAAGAGUACAAAGGUCAGUCUGAUACUAUCAUUAGAAGAUCAGUCCACAAGCUGGUUGUAUUAUUACCGGUGGAAGAACAAUGAUUGUGUGGGGGAGUGUAUCAUUAGUUUGUAUUAACUAAUGAUAAUUUAUUCCUUUUUUGUUAUUUUAUCACGCAUGUCCAAUUUCUAUUUUUUUUUAUGUGCUGAGCAUGAUGGGAAAUAGAGGUAACGCAUGGGAAUUUUGAGUCAUAAACAAAGAUUCAUAUUAUGUUUUUGAAGUUGUAUUAUAAGUUGCAGUUUUAUUUUCUUGUUGUUUUGGGAUGCUAGAAUUGUAUUUAGCAUCUUUAGAAGCAGAUAAGCAUAUUCCCAAAAAAGAGAUCUUCUGUUCUAAGUGGAAAACAGGGAUAACACUUCACGCUCACCAGAUGAGGCAAUGUUGUCGAAAUAAAUCAUAAACCAUUAUGACAA
Molecule: messenger RNA, 1648 nt
Organism: Penaeus indicus
Lineage: Eukaryota; Metazoa; Arthropoda; Malacostraca; Decapoda; Penaeidae
Exons: 2
Coding region: 38-1282 (414 amino acids)
Biological process (GO): DNA integration
Molecular function (GO): nucleic acid binding
Source: RefSeq, a predicted model, not a curated record